This is a messenger RNA of Cinara cedri, 1143 nucleotides long. Lineage: Eukaryota; Metazoa; Arthropoda; Insecta; Hemiptera; Aphididae. The record is from the annotation of a GenBank genome assembly.
AUGUCGUUGGCCGCGGUGCUACUGGUGGCCGUCGCGUGCAACGUUUACGCGCAAGUACCGAGCAGCACACCUUGUUCGCUGUCGUUUUACCGGUACCUGUACAAUCUGCCGGGCGAGCAAAUCCGGCCCAACGUGCCCGAAGGCACGUACAUGUUCGGCAAACGCGUGGGCCCGCCGUUGCCUCAGGAAGGACAAGCGUCCGACUUGCGCCCGGCCGUCCUGAAGCCGGCGUCGUCGUACGAAGCGCCGUUGUACCUGCCCCCGCCGUCUACGACAACGACCACCACUACCACGACCACCCUGAAACCGUCCACGUCGGCGCCGGUGUACAUACCGCCGCCACCACCGCCCAGCCCCAUCUACCCGGCCGAAUCCAUCAACAACGCGAUCACCGUGGUCGGACCCCCGAAACCGGACUGCGACCGUCCGGAACACAAUCACCAGGCACCCGUGGACGGCGGACUGCUGCCGCCGUACCGUUACCAACCGUCGGUACCCGAAUACCGUCCGCAGCCGACCAUCGCCGUGCCCCGGUUCACGCCACCGCCCCAAAAACCCGUGGUGAUCGAAGACAACGAGAUAUUCGCCGCUGGCCAACGGGAACAAGUCACGGUACCGCCGCCACAGAUUAUCGUCCAUCACCCGAGACCAUACGGCAAGUCGCACGAACACAAGAACUGCGAGAAGCCGCGCCCGGCGCCGACCACCACGACCACGACGACCACGACGACUGAGGCCCCGACCACGACGACCGAGGCCCCGACCACGCCCGAAACCGUAGUGGAAACCAGACAGAACGAGAUCGUCAUCGUGCCGGAGCAUCCUGACUGCGAGCACAACCACAAGGCGGAAGAGGUACCGCAGGAAUCCCUGGGCGUCCCGUCCACGGACUACGGAGUGGUGCCCGUCCAAGCGUCGGAACAGGCGCCGUCCGCCGGAUACCAUUACGACGUGCCGUCCGGCCAGCCGUUCGUGUACGAGUCCGCAGCCGCGGCCAUCGCGAACGGUUACACGUACCCGAAGGCCAGCCCGUCGUUCGAGUACCCAAGCGGAUACUCGUCCCAAGGGACCGCGCUCUUCGAAUCCGAAUAUCCGAAAUCGGCCGGCGCCGAAGACGGUAACCUGAUCAUCCUCAAGGUUUAG